Chelmon rostratus (copperband butterflyfish) is the source of this 1687-nucleotide messenger RNA. RefSeq names its product cytokine induced apoptosis inhibitor 1 (gene ciapin1). Gene Ontology annotation, molecular function: iron-sulfur cluster binding. NCBI's taxonomy places the organism in Eukaryota, Metazoa, Chordata, Actinopteri, Chaetodontiformes, Chaetodontidae. The transcript is spliced from 9 exons. Gene Ontology annotation, biological process: iron-sulfur cluster assembly. The coding region runs from base 132 to 1073 and encodes 313 amino acids. Gene Ontology annotation, cellular component: cytoplasm. The record is from RefSeq and is a predicted model, not a curated record.
AGAAGAAGAAGAAGAAGAAGAAGAAGCAGUAGUCGUGCGGAUAGGCAGACAUUCAGUUGAACAGUUCUUUUGUUGCUGUAGCUAGUUUAACCACCGAAAGCCUUUGAGAAUAAUCAUACAAAAACGAAGCCAUGGCAGACCUUGGAAUCAAAGCAGGGGACAAGGUGCUGUUGGUUUGGGCUCAGCCCUCAGCACCAGCAGCCCUGAAACAGUAUGCAGAGGAACUGGGUGCCGCUGUUGGUGCAGACGGCAAAGUAUCAGUGGAGAACAUGGAGAGAUUAUUGCUAUCCUCCCAUUCAGCGUCCACCUUCGACUGUGUGCUCUCUUGCCUUCUGGCUGACAGCUCCUCCGUUCACAGUUUGGAGACUCUAGCAGAAUUACUCAGAGUCCUCAAACCUGGUGGGAAGCUAGUUCUGGAUGAAGCAGUUACAGGAACUGAGACGCAGAGUGUGAGGACUGCCGAGAAGCUGGUGUCGGCUCUGAAGAUGUCGGGCUUCAUGUCAGUGACCGAGGUCAGUAAAGCAGAACUGAGUUCCGAGGCGUUGAGCUGCCUCAGGACAGCCACUGGUUACCAAGGAAACACUCUGUCUCGAGUCCGCAUAUCUGCCUCCAAACCCAACUUUGAGAUGGGAUCAUCCACCCAGAUUAAACUGUCAUUCGGGAAAAAGACGCCCAAACCAGCAGAGAAACCUGCUCUGGAUCCCAACACGGUCAAAAUGUGGAUGCUGUCGGCCAAUGACAUAGAUGAUGAUGAUGUGGAUCUGGUGGACUCUGAUGCUCUGCUUGAUGAAGAUGACUUGAAGAAGCCUGACCCAGCAUCUCUUAAAGCACCCAGCUGUGGAGAGGGAGCCAACAAGAAGAAGAAAGCCUGCAAGAACUGCUCAUGCGGUCUUGCUGAGGAGUUGGAGCAGGAGAGUAAAGGAAAACAAAAGCCUGACCUACCAAAAUCUGCCUGUGGAAGUUGUUACCUUGGUGAUGCGUUCCGAUGUGCCAGCUGUCCGUACAUAGGAAUGCCAGCGUUCAAACCAGGCGAGAAGAUUGUGCUGGACCAGAAGACGCUUACAGAUGCUUGAAAUACUAGAUUUCACACAUCAUACUGCUCAUGAUUAAAAAAAAAUUACAUUCCUUGUUUUCCAUCCAGAAGCAUGAUCCCUUCUGCAAAACCACUGAGUUGAAAGCGGCUUUUUCCCUGGCGUCAUUGCAGAUAUGAUGGGGGUUUCUGCCUGUCUGCUCAGCGAGACGGCUUGUUUGAUGGGUUUUAGUGUUUGAAAUUACACCACACGUCAUCUUGUGUCUGAUGAUUGUGUCCUCCUGUACCAGAGGUAGCAACAGCACUUCAUGUUGGCUCAAGAGUUUAAUUUGAGCGUUUUGCAAUACAAGUUUGAUCGUGAGCAAGAGUGAGAUUUGAAUUAAGUUUAAAAAAGUGCACUGUCACUGCUGUUAAUUAUGUAAAUGACUGUGAGAAUUACCUUGAGGGUUUCUAGGAAAUAUUUAGAAUAACUGAAGUUCUAUUUACGCCUCACCACUGACGUGUGAAACUACAUAAGGUUCACCAGCACAAUUCAGGCAUAAAGAGGUCCAUAGACAGUGUAUAAACUGUCCAAUUCAAGCGUAUUUAAGGCAAACAGUUUGCAAAUAAAACAUGUUGCUUUUUUGUGUUUUAUUUUAAUAAAAUAAACUAAGGCCA